This is a messenger RNA of Pestalotiopsis fici W106-1, 837 nucleotides long. RefSeq lists its product as uncharacterized. The transcript is spliced from 4 exons. Lineage: Eukaryota; Fungi; Ascomycota; Sordariomycetes; Amphisphaeriales; Sporocadaceae. Bases 1 to 837 code for a protein of 278 amino acids. The record is from RefSeq and is a predicted model, not a curated record.
AUGCCACUAAUCAACAUUCGCAAAGCCUAUGCCGACUCCUCCUAUGGUCAAGUGCACUACCGAUACGCCCUACCUUCAGUAGUCACUGGUGACGCGUUGGUGUUUCUGCACAAAUCAGCCUCAUCUUCAGUAUCAUACACAAAACUGAUACAACAUUACUGUGGCAAAGGACAUACAUGUUAUGCAUUAGAUAUGCCCGGCUUUGGCGGUUCAUUCGACCCCGAUCCAGCCACAAUAGAGGAGAUAUUGAGCAAGGGAACCCGAUGGUAUGUAGACUUGUUCAAAACUGUCCUUGCCAGCCUGGGAAUUGUGAGCGGUUUCCAUAUCAUUGGUCAUCACUCGGGGGCAAGUUUGGCUACUGAAAUGGCUGCCAUGUACCCCGAUGAUGUGAAGAGUAUCUGUCUCGUGGGUGCUAGCAUCAUGAGCGCGGAAGAGCGAGCCAAAAUGAAAGAAAAGUUCUUCGCCCCCUUCAACCAGCCUGUACCAGAUGGAUCGCAUCUCCUAAAGACAUGGGAUUACUUGAGAGGUAUGGGUGUUGGCGACGAUCUCGACCUGUACCAGCGCGAGGCUAUCGACCACGUCAGAGCAUGGAAAGGUCGCAACCAGAUAUACGGAGCCUUAUGGGAUCAAGACAAGGAAAGGUACUUCAAGAUGGUCAAGUGCCCGAUAGUGGUCAUGUGCGCUAGAGACGAUGUGCUCUGGGCUCAUGCUGAGAAUGUCAAGAUGCAUAGAGAUGAUGUACCACUCAUUGAAAUCAAAGGGGCUAAUUUCUCACUGGAUCGGGAUGCCGAGGGAAUCAUCAAGAGCUGGACGCCUUUGGUCGAAAAGGCUACAUGA